This is a messenger RNA of Lethenteron reissneri (Far Eastern brook lamprey), 1684 nucleotides long. RefSeq lists its product as uncharacterized. Lineage: Eukaryota; Metazoa; Chordata; Hyperoartia; Petromyzontiformes; Petromyzontidae. The record is from RefSeq and is a predicted model, not a curated record.
CUGCAGGAUGUCUUCACACCAAGGAGGCCGUGCCGGGCUGCGCCGCGGUGACCCCACUACGUUGAGCGGCGCCGGUCGCGGUGGCGGCGGUGACCUCACCGGGAAGGUCAAGGGGUUGGAGGUGGUGGUGGAGGAGAAGGUCGAUGAGGUGGAGGUGGUGAUGAUGGCGGAGAAGGGAAAUGCCGUGGCCGCUGGUGGUGACAGCGCCGGGAAGGUCAAGGGGUUGGAGGUGGUGGUGGAGGAGAAGGGCGAUGAGGUGGAGGUGGUGAUGGUGGAGGAGAAGGGAGAUGUUGUGGCCGCUGGCGGUGACCUCAUCGGGAAGGUCAAGGAGGUGGAGGUGGUGGUGGAGGAGAAGGUCAAGGAGGUGGAGGUGGUGAUGGCGGAGAAGGGAGAUGAGGUGGAGGUGGUAAUGGAGGAGAAGGGAGAUGAAGUGGAAGAUAAGAGUGAGGUGGAGGAUGGGAAGGGUGAGGAGGAGGUGGAGGAUGGGAAGGGUGACGAGUUGGAUAAGAAGGGUGAGGAGGGUGAGGAGGUGGAUGGGAAGGGUGGGGAGGGUGAGGAGGGUGAGGAGGAGGUGGAUGAUGAGGACGAGGAGGUGGGUGACAGUGAGGAGGAGGUGGAGGGUGCGGAGGAGGUGGAGGGUGAGGUGGAUGAGGAUGAGAAGGGUGAGGAGGUGGAGGACGAGGAGGGUGACAGUGAGGAGGUGUUGAUGGCCUCCUCCUCCUCCCACGUCGUCCUCAAGCGCCAGCGGAGCCUCACGGGGCGAGGCAGCCCCACGGAGCAGGAGAGAAAGAGCCCCGUCUUCAACCAAGGAGUGUGGUACGAGAAAAAAAGACGCAGUUCGCGGACACUGUCCAGCUCAAAGAGAUUGUUUCUGGAUCCGUACUCGUCCUCCGAAGACAGCGACAAUGACGACAACUUCCCAAACACACAGACUCAGUGACACACACACAGACACACACACACAGACUCGGUGACACACACACAGACACACACACAGACACACACACAGACACACACACAGACACACACACAGACACACACACAGACACACACACAGACACACACAGACACACACACAGACACACACAGACACACACAGACUCAGUGACACACACACAGACACACACAGACUCAGUGACACACACACAGACACACACAGACACACACACAGACACACACAGACUCAGUGACACACACACAGACACACACACGUACACACACACAGACUCAGUGACACACACACAGACUCAGUGACACACACACAGACACACACACAGACACACAGACACACACAGACUCAGUGACACACACACAGACUCAGUGACAACAAAGAUCCCUUAUAUAGCCUUAACAGACUGUAGGGGCAAGUGCUGUUAGCGAGCACCUAUGAAGGCCAGCACGGCACACGAGGGGGUGGGUGGCCAGCACCACGCCCGACCGCCUUUGUCUCCCUAGUGGUGAUGUUUACACACCGCACCAGGUACUCAUUUGAGGCUGAGUCGACCUAGGGGAGGCCCAGGACCGGUUCAGAUAAUCGUCACUGGUGUUGGCCGUGAGCGGGAAUCGAACUCGGGUCACCGGGUUCAUAGCGCAGCGCGCUAACCGCUACACUAUCGCUCCGUGUCGCUGUGUGUGUCGCUGUGUGUGUCUGUGUGUGUCUGUGUGUGUGUCACUCAGUGACACA